This is a messenger RNA of Patiria miniata (bat star), 1261 nucleotides long. RefSeq names its product A disintegrin and metalloproteinase with thrombospondin motifs 6-like. The transcript has 6 exons. Gene Ontology annotation, biological process: proteolysis. The record is from RefSeq and is a predicted model, not a curated record. Gene Ontology annotation, molecular function: metalloendopeptidase activity. Lineage: Eukaryota; Metazoa; Echinodermata; Asteroidea; Valvatida; Asterinidae. Bases 91 to 522 code for a protein of 143 amino acids.
GUUUUGCAAUUGAGUUCUCUGAGAGGAACUGGGCUGGUUCCCAGGCUGACGUACGUCAAGGUCUUUGGAGCAUUUGAGAAUGGAUUGAAUAUGUAUUCUGAUGGUGACACCUUCCUUGCAAAAUGUGCGAGCUGGCAAGAUGAUAAUAAGAAACCGUCCUCAAGCAGUGAGCAUUGGGACAACGCUGCAUUCUUGACAGGAGUAGACAUUUCAAGUUCGAGGUCUGGUGACGGAUUACUGGGCAUAGCAUACGUUGGGGAAUGUGGCCGGUAUGGUACAUCACUCAGUGAAUUCAUCGGAUUGGAUGCCACUAGUACUACCGCACACGAGAUUGGACACAACUUGGGCAUGUACCAUGAUUCUGAAGGUCCCGAUGGUGGUCCUAAUAACCGCUGCGCAUCAACGGGUUACUUGAUGGCUAAAAACAAAGGUGAUCAUCGCUUAGAUCUCGGCUGGUCGUCAUGUAGCCGGAGCUACUACAAUACCCGUAUCACUCAGACGACAUGCUACAACGAUGCUUGAAUUUUUACCAAGAUGUGAUUCAAAUCGACAAUGCGGGAAUAUGAUCGACAUUGUUUUUUUUCUUUCGAUUUAAAGUUUUUAAAAUGCAUUAAAAAUAGGUCACUUGAAAGUAUUGUUUUCAUUCGUGAAGGACUGUUUCCAUUGUUCAGCUCUUAUACCAAUACCGAUAACACUCUACACGUAUAGAACCCUGUAUGUAUAAUUAUAUUGGUACAGGAGGACACAAUAGUGUGACAAUCAUGUAAAAUGUGUUAAUUCUGUCUUGAAAGUGUUCGAGUUUAAACGUUUUCUUUUCGCAAAACGUGCUAUUAGGUAUUCACAUUAAUCAUUACCCCGGGAUAACAAUAAGGCGUACGACGAAAUUAGGGACUGAAGUUUCAAAAUUAACAAAACGCUUAGCUGCAGACCGCUGUCAGGCAACAUUUUUGGUUUGAAACAGACUGUUAAUUUGAGGAGACCACAUUCCUGGCGGAUUUUAACUUUAAAAAGGACUUGAUGAAAGCCACCAGAUAUCAUUGUGAAAUUUCCAAAACAGUCUCCCAAAUUGAGCCUCUUCACCUGUAUUGUUCAUCCAGAUUAUGUUUACACUAAUAAUCAGUCAUUAAUUGCAAGUCUUGUACUGUUCCCAAACAAUGUUUUAUGUAAAUAUUUGCUGCGGUUGUAUAAACUUGAUACAGUUUUUGUUUUCAUUUUGAGGUGAAGGGAAUACAUUUGAAUAAAUUUGAUUUGAAGCAUUGAA